This is a messenger RNA of Lobosporangium transversale, 1509 nucleotides long. RefSeq lists its product as hypothetical. The transcript has 2 exons. Lineage: Eukaryota; Fungi; Mortierellomycota; Mortierellomycetes; Mortierellales; Mortierellaceae. Bases 1 to 1509 code for a protein of 502 amino acids. The record is from RefSeq and is a predicted model, not a curated record.
AUGCUCAAAGAGCACCUUGCAAAGCGCUGUCGUUCCUGGAAGCGACAUAUUGCAGCCGAUGGCGAACCCGUAGAUUUACCCCUCCAUAUACUGGAUUUGAUCGAGAAUAACAAGUACGCACCAGAACCCCGCACCAAGUUCCAAUCGCUUUUGACGGUGAAGGGUGGAGAUCGAAUUACUUCAAUGGAUCUUGGUCAGAGCCCAAAAUUCUUUGCGAAAGGCUACCAAGGUCGCGAGUUUUUUGUGACCGAACAGAUGAUGAAGCUAUGGAAUGAGCUCGAGAACAGUGAGUGGUCUGUCCAGAAGUGUUUAUCGGGUCCAAUGGGCGUCGGUAAAUCAUACAUUUCAUGGUUCCUUGUGGCCAAGGCAUACGCACAUGGUUGGCCAGUGCUUUAUAUUGCCGAUGCUAGUAAGCUUAGCAAUUGUGACACUAAAACUGCCGCAUCAAAGCUGAUCUGUCAAAUCUUCUUAUCCAUCAACAAAGAUAUUUUGACAGCCUCAGAGCUCAAAGAAAUGGUCGCAAUUGAAACAUCGAAGGAUCCUUAUGUGAAUAGCGCCACCUGUAUCUUUGCUGAACUACUCCAGUCAAGAAGUCAAAAGGCAUUAUUUGUCGUGGAUGAGCAUGGUGCACUAUUUCCAGAAAGUACUCUAGUCGAUGUGUUUCUGCAAAGCAAGGAUUAUACAGGACCGCCACUUGAUUGGCGAUUCUACCAUUUUGGAAUAAUGUAUGAGUAUCGGAACAAGGGCAGGAGUAUGAUUAUGAAGCGCCCAAUUACACCAGCAUCUGAGGCGGCACUUUUGGGACUAUACAGGCUAUGUCCACUCCCCAACGACUACAUAUGUGCCGCAAGGCAGAAUAUCUUGCAACCUGCACAAUUUUCCGAUGUUUUCUUUCAGAAGCUUAUCAAGCAAAACAACAUAAUCUUCAAGUCGACUAACCUCGCUGGGAAGGAGGAACAACUUUUAGAGCUGAGAGUCGAUGGCUUUGAACAUCUUCAAGAUCCACCUAAAAGAUUUGGCGAUGAGGGCAAGAAUAUCUUGAUACAUGGAGGCGAACUACCUCGAUUCGAUUUUAUACUUGGCUACACUUUUAUUCAAGUUUCGAUUUCUAAUUUUCAAAAACACAACGAGGGCACUGCAGCAAUUGAUUUGGCAUUUACAGAUCGGAAAUAUUCUAAUGGCAGAAACCAAAUCGAGUAUUUCCUAGACUACACAUACGGCGGAACUCACAGAGCAGAAAUGGAAAUAACAGAGGUGACCAAAAAGACCCAAGCUAAGAAUACUGGCGAAGGAAAAUCAGUAAUCGAUAAAAGGGACUUCAAAGUAACGAGAGAUGGUGUGCUGUGUCCGGACUUUAUGAUUUUGUAUAUUCGCGGGAAAAAUGACUUUGAUGACAAAGGCAACGAAGUACAUAGACCCAAUCACACUGGUAAAGUCCAGGAGUAUCCCCAGAUAAGACAUGUUUGUUGGGACGAAGCUAAAAGGAGCUUAUUUGGUGAUUCACUUUAA